Messenger RNA from Boeremia exigua, 5919 nucleotides. Its product is annotated as thyroid hormone receptor interactor 12. The transcript is spliced from 5 exons. Gene Ontology annotation, cellular component: nuclear speck. NCBI's taxonomy places the organism in Eukaryota, Fungi, Ascomycota, Dothideomycetes, Pleosporales, Didymellaceae. Gene Ontology annotation, biological process: proteasome-mediated ubiquitin-dependent protein catabolic process; protein polyubiquitination. The record is from RefSeq and is a predicted model, not a curated record. Gene Ontology annotation, molecular function: ubiquitin protein ligase activity. Bases 211 to 5685 code for a protein of 1824 amino acids.
CCCGACCACCAGCGCAACAGCAGGUACGAUUACAUUUCGCUCGUUUGUCGACGCUCGCAGCGGGACUGUCCGCUCCGACCAUCCUCGUUUAAUUGCUGCGACUUUCUACCGCACUCAACUUGCUGCAGCAGUCGCCGCCCAGAGCUGCCACGCUGCCGCCGCAGUAGCAGCGCCCGCCAUCGCGUUUGCUAGCCGUACAAUCAGAUUCUCAUGUCGUCCAGAGUCACACGCUCGUCUGCGAGGCCUCCAGCAGGCUCCUCCAACGAGAAUCCGCCGAACCCUCCCGCCCCUCCACCCCACUCCACGCCUGCCACCUCUCGCAAGCGCAAGAAGCCUGCUGUAGAAUCGAACCCAGACCCGCCAAACGAGGCAGGCGACACACCGCCGACGCGUAGCGGUCGUGCUAAGCGCGCCAAAGUCGAGCCUGACAACUCGUCUGCUGCAGCCCCGACCCGCUCUAGGAAGGCAAAGGGCAAAGCAGCCAUGUCGUCAUCUGGACCAUCGACCGAUCCGGUGGCGGAGAAGUCGUCGCGGCGAGGAAAAGGCGGCCGCAAGAGCUCAAGUCAAGGCACACCCUCCACAUCACGCCGCAACUCACGAAAGUCUGCAAAGACCGACGAAGACGCAAACAUGGAAGACGCACCCGAGGCCAAGUCUGAAGACGACCCAGCAACGCCAGGCGACGAGCACACAAGCGACGAGGGCAACGACGGUGCCGCCGCUACUCGCUACGACGAAGACGAUGACGAAGACGACGACGAAGACGAACACGAUCCCUUCACAGGCGGCUUCCUUGGACGCGACCCGCACCACAGUCUCUCCGCGCUACGACAGCUCACUGGCCUGAUGUCAGGCACAGCACAGCGGCUUCGGGGGAUACUGGAGCAGCUGAAGUCGCCAGAUGUGUCUUUACAGCUGAUCGCUUUACAAGAUCUGUCUGAGGUGCUCCUCAUGGCAUCUGAAGACAUGCUCGCCGGCCAUUUCUCCCCGGACGCAUAUGUGAAAGAGCUGGUCAAACUCAUGCAGCCAAACGACUUCACUGGCGAGGAAAACCCGGAAGUUAUGCUGCUUGCCUGUAGAUGCCUGGCGAACCUCAUGGAGGCUCUCCCGGCCGCUACAGCAAACGUGGUGUACGGGGGUGCAGUGCCGGUCUUGUGUUCGAAAUUGCUCGAGAUUGACUUCAUCGAUCUCGCCGAGCAGUGUUUGAGUACUCUGGAAAAGAUCUCGGUCGAGUUCCCUACACAAAUUGUAAGGGAGGGUGGUCUGACAGCCUGUUUGACGUUCCUUGACUUCUUCGCAACAAGCACUCAAAGGACAGCGGUUACGACGGCUGCGAACUGUUGUCGCAACAUUCCUGACGACUCCUUCCCUACCGUCCGCGAUGUUAUGCCAAUCCUCGAGAACAUCUUGAAUAACAGCGAUCAGAAGGUGGUGGAGCAAGGCUGCAUCUGUGUGUCACGCAUUGUCCAGAGCUUUCGACACCAGGAAGACAAGCUUGAAGAACUGGUCAGCCCCGGUCUGUUGAAGGCGAUUCUGGCACUCCUGCUGCCCGGCACCACUAAUCUCAUCGGCCCUCACAUCCACACCAUGUUCUUGCAGGUCAUUGCUUACACAGCCAAAGCAAGCCCGCAGUUGUCAGCCGAGCUGCUCAAGAUGAAUGUGGUCGACACUCUUUACCAGAUCUUGACUGGUGUCUCGCCACCCAGCGGAACAGAGGACGUUGCUACUAGGAUAGACUCCGUUGUCAUCAUGCAGGCGCUGAUUCAUCGACCAAAAGACCAGGUGUACGAAACACUCAACGUCAUUUGCGAGCUUCUGCCCGACGUUACGGACGAUGGGCUGUCAUACAUUGAUGCUCUAUUUGAUGCUGGUUACCCUGGGCGAAGCCAUCUACCUUUGUCUUCUGAUAUCAAAAAGACCAGCAACGAGAAGCGUGUUGGCCUCUUCGAGGGCUGCAAGACGGAGGUUAAGCGCUUUGCAGUCAUACUGCUUCCCACUCUUACCGACGCAUACUCGAGCACGGUAAACCUUAACGUGCGACAGAAGGUCCUCACUGCUCAGUUGAAGAUGCUCUCGAACCUCGACACCGAUAUUCUCGAGGAAGCAUUGCGUGCUGUGCCUUAUGCAUCAUUUCUCGCAUCGAUAUUCUCACAGCAAGAUCACCCUACCUUGGUCACAUAUGCUCUCCAAGCAGCCGAACUGUUACUGAAACGCCUGGAGUCUAUCUACAGGUACCAGUUCUACCGUGAAGGCGUCAUCGCGGAAAUUUCGCUUUUAGCCAGCCGCCCCACCAAGGCCUUGGAAGUCCGUACCAAGGACUCCAAGUCGGCGGUCGAUGUUGAAGCUGCCCCGGAGUCAAGUGCGCCUAGAGUGCCAACACCAGGCCAAGAUGCAGAACUCGAAGUUGUCGACGCUAUGGAUGUAGAAGUUCAUUCUGAGAACGACGACGACGAAGAUGAGGAAGACGGGGACGAUGACCACCAAGUCAAUGUUGGGAAUCAGGACGACGAGGAUGAUGACGACGACUCUGAUUCAUCCUCCUCGUCUGAUCAAAAUCCUCCACCGCUCCCCAAUGUUGAUGAUAUCAUCACCAUGCGUGCGAAGAAAUUCGUCGAAAUCCACGAGAAGGACAGCAACAAGCCUAUUCGAGAGAAGGCAUCCGCAGUUUUGGACGACCUGAAGUCGCUUGCAAAAGCUCUCGAGAACUCCACAUCACAAGACGACUCAGAUAAUUACUCCAAGUUGUUUGCUCAAUUAGCUAAAUACUUCGAAGGCGAUGCUCUCGAAAGCAUAACGAGCUACGAGUUGAAGUCGUCCAAGAUUGUAGAUGUCCUACUAGAUGUCUUCUCGAGCGAGAGCCCGUCGAGAGGCACAGAUCCGCGAUCACUGUUCCUCGAGGCAUUCAUGGGUGUCGGCAACAAGAAUAAAAACAAGACCGCUAGCAGCGCAUCCCCUGCAACACCAUUUAGCGUGCUAGUGAGCAAGCUGCAGGACCUCCUAAGCAGGUCCGAGCACUUUGAAGUCAUCACAGUACACCAAAACUCGUAUGAUGGUCGCGGUAGUGCAGCAAACAUGCUGGCGAAGCAGCUCCGUUUGAAGCUCGUCGCAGAAGAUGAUUCCGGCAUACCUAAAUCGUAUCGCAACAUCAUGGUCUCCAUACAUGCUAUUGCGACGUUCAAGGCGCUGGACGACUACCUCCGACCACGCAUGCAGGUCGCUGAUCGACCUCGAGGGAGCAGGACGAGGGACCAAUUUGCUGCGUACGCGCAAGCUCUUGCGGAAGGACGCGCACCUCCACCACCAGAGACCCCCAGCGAGUCCGCCAGCCGACCAUCAAAGAAGUCUUCAAAAUCAAAGUCGAGGUCAAAUGACGACACUGAGGCUGGUCCCAGCUCUGCGUCGCGAGAGAAGACGCGUCGCUCAAGCCGACGCCAACAGACGCAACCCCCACCUCCUCCGCCGCCACCACCAGCGCCAAAAGCUCGUUCAAGCAGCAGCCAGGAUCCACUUGAAUGCGCAGACGAGGAGCGUUUAUCCGAUCAGGACUCGAUGGACGAGAAUGCCGCACUAAAUGCUAUUGUGGAUGAGCUGGAAGAAGAGCUCGAGAAUGAGCUUGAGGACGCGCUCGACAACGACGAGCCCGAUCCGUCUGCCGUUAGUGUCGAGGUGGCGUCCACCGGCAAAGCUACAGCGCGCAAAGAAGACGGCACUCGCAUCGCUACACCAACUCCAGGUACACCAUCAGCGAAACCUUCCGAUCGCCUGAGCACCCCAGCCUCGCGUUUGACCGCACUGCUGCAGGACUCUGCUCUGCGGCAUAGUCUAUCGUACGCUGCUGCAGUACAGUCAACGCCGCAGGACUGGCAUAUCGAGUUUAGCGUGAACGACCAGCCAAUCUCGAGUGAUACAACCAUCUACCGUGUUGUGCAUUUCAACCAAGCGCAGGCAUUGGACGUGUCGCAGCGUACAGUAUGGAACGCCGUUCACACCAUCAAGUUCAAGCGCGUAGCCGGCCCUCCUCCAAGCGAGGCAUCUGCACAAACUCCUCCGCCAGAAUCAAAGGCUGGAGGUCAAACCAUGCCCGCGUCUUUGGACAACCACCCCAUCACAUCGGGCAUACUUCGCCUACUCAACUUCCUCCAUGGGUUGAACUCACACCUUGAUGACGUUCUGUCUGAUUUCAAGGAUCAGAUCAAGCUCAACGCUGAGCCACUUUCGGCAUUUGUGAACACAAAGCUCACGGCUAAGCUCAAUCGUCAACUCGAAGAACCUCUAAUUGUAGCAAGCAACUGCCUACCAAGCUGGAGUGAGGAUCUUGCUCGGUUCUAUCCUUUCUUGUUUCCCUUCGAGUCGCGGCAUCUCUUUGUUCAGUCUACCUCUUUCGGAUAUUCUCGCUGCAUGACGCGCUGGCAGAACACCCAGAACGCGAACGAUACCCGCAAUGACCGCCAUCGCGAUGAGCGUCCCUUCCUCGGCAGGCUACAGCGCCAAAAAGUUAGAAUCUCCAGGUCUAGGAUCCUAGAAUCCGCCAUGAAGGUGAUGCAGCUCUACGGACACUCCCCAAGCGUUUUGGAGGUCGAGUACUUUGAAGAGGUCGGUACAGGUCUAGGGCCAACCCUCGAGUUCUACUCCACCGUCUCCCGAGAGUUCUCAACGAAGAAGCUGAAGAUCUGGCGAGAGAACGACUCCAACGGCGUCGACGAGUACGCUUUCGGCAAGCGAGGGCUUUUCCCGGCCCCGAUGAGCACGCAACAAGCUGCCUCAGAGGACGGCGAGAAGAAGCUUGAGAUGUUUAAGGUACUUGGAAAGUUUGUUGCACGAUCAAUGCUUGACUCGCGCAUUAUCGAUGUGUCCUUCAACCCUACACUAUUCCGUCUCAGCGACAGCAGCAGCACAGCUAUCACUCCUUCGCUUGCAACCAUCAGGACCGUCGACGAAGACCUUGCCAAGUCUCUGCGGUUGUUGAAGAUGUUCGCAGACGCCAAAAAGCAGAUUGAUCAAGAUCAAGACAAGACUGAGGAGCAGCGAGCCGAGGCCGCACAGAGCAUUCGGUUCCAUGACUGCACUGUCGAUGACCUUGCACUCGAUUUCACAUUGCCCGGUUACCCCGCCAUCGAGCUGAUCGAAAAUGGUGCGCAUAUAGCAGUCAACAUCGGCAAUGUUGGCCUAUACGUCGACCGGGUGCUUGACCUGACUCUAGGCUCAGGAGUCAAGCGCCAGAUUGAUGCCUUCGGUGCUGGGUUCUCAGAGGUGUUCCCAUACUCCGCGCUCAGGGCCUUCACGCCGGAUGAGCUCGUCAUGUUGUUUGGUAGGAAUGACGAGGAUUGGUCGCUCGAGACUCUCAUGGACUCAAUCAAGGCCGACCACGGUUUCAACCUGGACAGUAAGAGCGUCCGCAAUCUCCUCACGACCAUGAGUCAGUACACAUCAGAGGAGCGCCGAGACUUCCUCCAGUUCAUCACUGGUAGCCCGAAGCUCCCCAUUGGUGGCUUCAAGAGUCUCACGCCCAUGUUCACCGUUGUCUGCAAGCCAGCAGAACCACCAUACACUUCCGAUGAUUACCUCCCCUCGGUCAUGACCUGCGUCAACUACCUCAAGAUGCCGGAUUACAGCACUCUGGACGUGCUGCGGGCGAAGCUGAACGUUGCGGCGAAGGAAGGCCAGGGCGCUUUCCAUCUCUCAUAGAUAGCUCACUGUACGUGCGUAUCAUGGUGCAUAGGUUGCAGAAUUUGUUAGCAAUGUUUCUUUGGGCAUUUCUGGGUGCAUAAUUACGGCCUUACGACAUCACAAGAAAGACAGAUGGGAUUAUGCAUUGUAGGUAGUUCGGGCGUCUCUCCCCACCAGCGAGACUGAAAUUCGUAGUUCGUAGUUCAUACGUAGACUGGCAGGAUAUUGCUAUCACCGACUCUUCGUUCUGAG